AUGCGGCGGCUACCGUCUUCAAGGACCCGGCGGCCCAUGGAUGUGUAUGAGACGGGAAUCGAGUACAUCGUAGCCAAAGGGCCCCUCAACCAGGCCAUCAAUGUUCUGGUGUGGAACCAGAAUGGUCGUAUCCCUUACAUYACGUACGAGUACACCGUCCUGAGAGAGUCCCUGUCCCCCGUCCCUCAACCUCCCGUCUACACUGGCCCCGACAGCACCGCCCCAGGGGUUUCCGUGGAGAUGGGCAGUAUGGUGGCCCCCAACGGGAGCACGUAUGACAAGGUGGCCCCUGAGACCCAGAGGAACCAGGUGCUGAAACAGGGGGCCAAGGCGGCAGGGGCCGAGGGCCAGAAAGGCCAGGAGACCAACGAGGUGUAUGAGGAGACAGGAGCCAUCGACUGUCACCAGGACAGCCCAACCCCACCACAAUACACAGACGGCAACAGCAGUCACACAGGUAGUGUAGCAGUCCCUGCCCCGGCAGCCAGCAGGCCUUUAGAGGAGGGGCCAGACUCAGAGAACCUCAUCUGGAGAGUCUUGCUGGGCGAGCAGAUUGGUCCAGAUGAGCUGCUCACUAACAUCUCAACCAAUCAGCUCCUGACGAAGGGAGAGGGAGUGUUCUCGUUGGAGGUGGACUAUAGCAGUGUGGAGCAGGGAGGCCUGUUCCCCCUCAACAGCUCUCUGGGGGAGUUCAGUCUGGGCCCGCGGAGGAAUGAUACUGGAGACCUGCUGUUCCCCAACAGGACGCUGCUGACGGGGAUGAGGAGCAACAAUCGCACCAACAGAACCAGGUAG
Salvelinus sp. IW2-2015 is the source of this 795-nucleotide messenger RNA. Its product is annotated as ADAMTS-like protein 2. NCBI's taxonomy places the organism in Eukaryota, Metazoa, Chordata, Actinopteri, Salmoniformes, Salmonidae. The record is from RefSeq and is a predicted model, not a curated record.